GGCCUUGUACAAGGGCCUCAUCCACACGUGACAAGGAGGAAACCUUCGAGGGUCUGGAUGUAGAUGCUCCGAUGCAGUCUCCCUGUCACCAAGGGCCAUCCAGUGGAAACUUGACUUUCCCAAGAGAACAGGUGCAAAGUUCCGGGGCACAGACACAGCCAAGCACCCCGGUGGCUGAUUCCCUGCAACUUCAGCUGGACCAGCAUUUGGACCGUGGUGACAACAGAGCCAGGCUCAGCCUCUCCUCUGCCAUCGGGAGCCUGGGCACCAACAUGGGUUCUGGGGACCAACCGCCACUGCUCCGAGAACUGGCUUUGGAUGCUUCCAUGUGCAUGAAGAACCCUCCCAAGCCGGAGCGUGAUGCUGGUGAGGACUCGAGGGACAGACAGCAUGGCUGUCAAAUCCAUGGCCACAUGAAAGCCCUCCGUGUCAUGAAACAGAAGAUUCCCAAGAGAAUACUGCAGUUUGGCCAGUGGAGACUGGCAUGCAGAUUCCCUGGUCUUCAAGCUUAGGGCCCAGAGGCCCAUCAGAACACCCCUGGAAUCCAUGAGAGGCUCUACGCUUAUGGAAAGUUGGGGAAAGAAGGGAUGAGAAUCUAGAAAGCAAACAUGAAUCCUUCUCCAUGUGCGCUUUACACUUUGCUGAAGCUUAUACUUACUCAGACUAUUC
Messenger RNA from Mustela erminea (ermine), 669 nucleotides. Its product is annotated as neuroblastoma breakpoint family member 6-like. The record is from RefSeq and is a predicted model, not a curated record. The transcript has 4 exons. NCBI's taxonomy places the organism in Eukaryota, Metazoa, Chordata, Mammalia, Carnivora, Mustelidae. Bases 72 to 512 code for a protein of 146 amino acids.